This is a messenger RNA of Phytophthora nicotianae INRA-310, 2409 nucleotides long. RefSeq lists its product as hypothetical. The transcript is spliced from 4 exons. NCBI's taxonomy places the organism in Eukaryota, Oomycota, Peronosporomycetes, Peronosporales, Peronosporaceae. The record is from RefSeq and is a predicted model, not a curated record. The coding region runs from base 1 to 2409 and encodes 802 amino acids. Gene Ontology annotation, molecular function: protein binding.
AUGGGUACGACUCCUACCAGCUCGCCCUGCUGUAGAGAGCCUACGCCAAGCGAUGCAAUGCCUGAACAAUCGCAGCCGUGGCUGCGAUUUGGCAGAGGAUCCGGGCGGGUGUUCUCGCACCCCCAAGUGUCUCCACACGCGUCAAUUCUCAGCCAACCUCUGUCAGAAUUUCAGCUUUUGGAACCAAAUAACUCGGCUGACACUGCUCUCUCGAGCCAAGCUACAGAGACGGAAAGCUGGGACCUAUCCUCGCCUACGCGUUCGUAUUCCAGUACUGGCACGCUGUCGUACGGAGCUCCGUCGCCAGUAGUUCCACCUCCAUCUCUAGAAGCUGCUACCGACCAAGCUCCGGAAUCUGUUGUAUACGAGUCUCCACGUCACCCGCGUCGAGUUGUGGAGAUCGCACCACAUCGUUACCGGUACACUGGGAAGAUCCCGGUUGAUAAGUGGUUUGACGAGUGUUUUCACUCGGACGGCUACGAGUCGAACGACAUCGACAAUAUCUCCACUUCGCCUCCUCCCCAGGCUUCGUUCUCCUCGGGGAUACGUCACUCGACUCUGCGCGUAGUGAGUGGGCACGCGGGAUUCAGGCCUAGGGAGGUAAUGGUGCUGACCAGCCAGUACAACCCUGAUGGCAUCAAGUUUCCUCGUGUGAGUACCGGUCGUCGUAACGGCGAGGGCCGCGGGUGUUAUACUCGUUGUACGGCCUCAAGUUGCCCGAACGCGUCCUGUAGUCGGUUUUGCGACGCCCAUAACUGUACCUUCGGAGGAGACUGUGGCAAUUCUCUGAAGGAGAGCCCCGUAUUGCAGAUCAGCCGCAACGCUCGCUCUGGAAUCAGAGGAAUCACUGUGUUUGCAGCCAUUCCUGCAGGUGAGGUAGUUGGAGAGUACCUCGGGCAUCUCAAGUUGGCGGGUCCUCCUAUGAAAAAUGGGCCUGCUAACGAGGGUUACAUGAUGCGUCUAAAGACGCGUGCCAAGGGCAACAAGUACGUGGGCAUCGACGCCCAACAUGGUGGAGGGAAGAUCAGACUACUCAAUCACUCCUGCAAUCCGUGCGCUCAUUUCCAUGAGGACCAGACUGGGUCAGAGUUGACUGUCGUCGCCGUGACGACGCGUGACAUCUUCCCGGGCGAGGAGGUGACGCAGCGCGGUCGUCGCAGUGGUUACAAGAAUUUUUCUGUACCUGAGCUGAUGCUCCUCUGCAAUGUACUAGACGAGAUUCGACCUCUCGGCAAGGACAUGUGGGAGCGUGUCGCCACCAAAUACAACUCCUGUCGUCCUCGAGGUACUCUGGAGCGAGACUACGACUCUCUACGGAGGAAAUUUCGCAGCCUCGUUGCCAAGAACAAACCAUCCGGUAUUAAUGGUGAAAUACCAGAGUCACAGAAGCCAAUCGCUUUAACCCAGGAGAUACACCACGUCAAGUCGCUAUCGAAGAUGAAUUCGAGCUUGCGCUCGAAUUCUGUAGACACGGGUAACGUUGAACCUGACGCUCAGAACUCUCCAAGGAGAUCUUCAACGCAGACACCCCAACCACGAGCAAGUUUCCUCCCGGCGAACCAUGAUCGCAGUGUUCGUGUGGAGGAAAACCAAGAAGUGAAGUCCUCAACUGACGAACAACUUGCAACUACGCAUUCGCCUGGUACAGACCCACACCGCCUCACGGAUAAUGCUGGAACCGGCUUGAUUAGCACCUCUGAAGGUGCAAUCCCGGUCGCAUUUGCGCAAGAUAUAGAGGACUGGCCGUCAGAUAACGGCGAGGAAGCAACUCUUCGUGAGGAAGACCGCGAGGUAGAGGUAGAAGCCACAGCCACAGAACAAGGCAAGUCUCAGGAACAGUACGACUUCUCGGAGACCCGUACAACAGACGAUCAACGCGCAAGCAUAAACACACAGAGAUCCUCUCGAGUUUCACUUCAGUCUACCUCCUACGCGAGCGAAGAACGUUUUGUCCCCAUCAUGGCGACGCCUGAAGGCCCCAGGCUUACCAGAAACUCAGACAACAGUUGUUUUGAUGAGAGAGAAAAGUCCAGAAACAAAAGGCUGCAAACCUCGAGCAACCGACUGAGGGCAAGAGAUCUCCGGGUGCUGCGCGACAACUUUACGGAAAUGGGAGGCACGAGCAAGACGUUCUCGCAGAAAAGACAAGUUCAAGAGACUCCAGGAACUACAACCUACGCGACGGCGAAACGAUUCAACGCCAGACAACGGAUGCAAGAAAUGGAGAAACGUGUGACGAUGAAUGAAGACACCCAAAAUGUAGCGGGGUUAGAAGUGGCCAACCUGAUGGCCUAUUUCAGGGAGGACGCAAAUAGACGUGCCGACGCCGAAGGAAAACGUCGUCGAGAACAUCGCAACGAGCGAAGAGAAACUGAACGAAAGGAGAGAGAAGCGAGAGAGCAAACUUGA